AUGCAGGAGAGGCGAGAUGAGGAAGCGCGCAAGGCAGAGGCCAAGCGCAAGGAGGAGCCAGAGCGCGCGGCGGAGGGCGAGAGAUCCAUGAAGGCGUCGAAAGAGGAGGCGGACCGCAGGGCGGAGGCCGAGAACAAUGCGGAGGCCGAGCGCAAGGUUGAGACCGAUCGCAAGGCGGAGGCCGAGCGCAAGAUAGAGGGAGAGCGCAAGAUAGAGGCAGAGCGCAAGGCGGAGGCCGAGCGCAAGGCCGAGGCCGAGCGCAAGGCCGAGGCCGAGCGCAAGGCGGAGGCCGAGCGCAAGGCCGAGGCCAAGCGGAAGAAAGAGGCCGAGCGCAAGGCGGAGGCCGAGCGCAAGGCCGAAGCCGAGCGUAAGGCCGAGGCCGACCGCAAGGCGCAGGCCAAGGCUAAGCGCAAGGCUGGUGCAGAGGCAGUGGCCGAGGCUGCGAAGGAGGCCGAGCGCAAGGCGGAGGCCGAGCGCAAGGUGGAGGCCGAGCGCGUGGCAGAGGCCGAGCGCAAGGCGGAGACCGAUCGCAAGGCCCAGGCCGAGCGCAAGAUCGAGGCCGAGCGCAAGGCGGAGGCCGACCGCGUUGCCAAGGAAGACGCCAAGCGGCAGGCGGAGGCCGAGCGCCAGGCGCAGGCCGAGGCCAAGCGCAAGGUGGAGGCCGAGCGCAAGGCGGAGGCCGAGGGCGUGGCCAAGGAGAAAGCCGAACAGAGGGCGGAGGCCGAGGCCAAGCGCAAGGUGGAGGCCAUGCGCAAGGCGGAGGCCGAGGGCGUGGCCAGGGAGAAAGACGAACAGAGGGCGGAGGCCAAGCGCAAGGCGGAGGCCAAGGCAAUGGCCGAGGCCGCGGAGGCCAAGCGCAAGGCCGAGUAUGUGGCCGAACGCAAGGCUGAGGCCGCGCGCAAGGCAGAGGCCGAGCGCAAUUCGCAGGCUAAGCGCGAAGAGGACGAGCGUUGGGCCAAGGAGUUGGCCAAGGAGGAGGCCGAACGCAAGGCGAAGCUGCAAGCGGGGGCUGCGGCGGAGGAGGCCAGGAAGGAUGCUGAGCUGGCGGCGGCGGAGGAGGCCAAGCGCGUGGCACAGGAGGUGCAAGCCGCGCAUGAGUCCGAGCGCGCAGCACGCCGGCAGGCCAAGAGGGCCAAAUAUGCCAAGCAGGCGGCGGCGGCGGCCAAGAAGCGGGCGGAGCGGCAGGAGGCUCAGCGCAAGAUCGAGGCCGAGGAGGCUGUGCAGGCGGCGGCACAGGCGGCGGCGAAGGCGCAGGCGAGGGCGAAUGAGGCUACUGCGGCGAAGGAGCCGAAGGCAGCGAAGGACAUCACGAAGAAGGAGUUUGCGAAGCCGAAGCCUGCUCGGGAGGUGACUGACGCACGAGCCGUCGGCGACCCCCACGUGGUGAACAUGUACGGACAGCGCUUCGACAUCCAGAGGGAGGGCAAUCACACGCUGAUCCACAUUCCCAGGAAUGCGGAGCCCACAGCCACCCUGCUGAAUGUGAACGGUGAGGUUUACCACAUGGGCGGCGCUUGCGCGGACAUGUAUUUCCAUUCAAUUUCCGUACAGGGCAAGUGGGCAGCAGACUUGUCGUUAUCGCUGAGCAAAGGGAAAACACGCAGCGCUGGCUUCAACUUCUUUGCGGACGCAGCUCACGAGAGCAACAGCACGCACUGGACGCGCUUCGGCAGCAAGCUGGAUCUGAAGAUUGUCUGGGGCAUGACUAUCACUGGCGUCCGCUACCUCAACAUCCUCGUCAAGCAUCUGGCCGACGUGCAGUUCUCCGUCGGCGGUCUCCUCGGCGGGGACGACCACUCGACCAUCGCGACUCCGGUGGUGGACUGCAAGCGCACGGUCUCGCUCUUGUCCAUCGGGAGCCACCCGGGCGCGGGCGUGUCGAAGAGCGACGGCUCUUUCGACGAGCUGGCGCAGGUGACGCACGAUUCUGAUUACCACUGA
Messenger RNA from Prorocentrum cordatum, 1941 nucleotides. NCBI's taxonomy places the organism in Eukaryota, Dinophyceae, Prorocentrales, Prorocentraceae. The record is from the annotation of a GenBank genome assembly.